UUUUGAAACAGCUGGCUUGUACGGGGAACACCACAAUAAGCAGGAAUCUUAGACAACCUAAUCCAGUUGUUUUAAUUAAAAUCCGCAAAUUCGUUUAAAGAACCAAAUCAGAUAGAGGUCAUGCAUUUACCACGAUUAGAAGAUCUGACAUCUUUCAUGUAUUUCAUCUCAGAUAUAUUAAAGGAGGUGUGAACGGGUCUCUGGUCUGUUCUGAUGGCUCAGUUUCCCUCUGGCCUGGUCAGUCGAAUACAGGGGGGUCUUAGUCUAAUACAAAUUCUGAACUCUGGCUUUCCAGGAUGACGUAAUCCACUCGAAUGCCUUCGUUUUCGGCAGCAAUGGUGGUGAAUCUCUUCAUUUUCGUCCCGGUGUGUGUUCUACAGCUUGGCGUGUCUGGUGUUGAUCCAGACAUAGUCUUAGUGUCAGCGAUGGAGGGAGAUUCAGUCACUCUACACACUGAUAAAACUGAUAAAACAAACCAACAAGAAAAGAUUAAAUGGUAUUUUAAAGACACUCGCAUCGCUCAAAUCAGUGAUUAUCUCAGUAAGACCUGUACAGAUGUUGAGUGUAAUGAAGGUACUGAGAGAUUCAGAAACAGACUGAAGCUGGAUCAUCAGACUGGAUCUCUGACCAUCACAAACAUCACAAACACAGACUCUGGAGAAUAUAAACUACAGAUCCUCAGCAGCAACAGCAUCACUCAAAAGAUCUUUAGUAUCACUGUCCACGAUGUUCCUGGUGCAGAGCUGAAUAAAAUGCUGGCCAAGUCAGUGAAGGAGGGAGAAUCUGUCACUUUAGAUCCUGCUGUAAUGAAGAACCCCAGUGAUUUGAUGACUUGGUACUUCAAUUACACUUUCAUAGCAAAAAUCAAUGGUGAUCCCAGUAAGAUCUGUAGAGAUGAUCAAUGUGAAGAUGCUGAUGAGAGAUUCAGAGACAGACUCAAGCUGGAUCCUCAGACUGGAUCUCUGACCAUCACAAACACCAGAACCACAGACUCUGGACUUUAUCAUCUUGAGAUCGUCACCAACAGCAGCAGCAUCCGUCGACGCCACAUUGUCAGCAUCUUCAGUGUUCCCGGCUAUAAUUGUCUUUUGUAUUUAUUUUCUAUAGCAGCAAUAUUUGUUCUGCUGUUUGUUCCAGGAGGCUGCUGUAGAAAACGUACCUAUAAAACAAGCAUCCCGGAUUCCUCAACAAAUGAUCUGGUAUUUUCCCCUUUCACAGAGGAAGAGUUUUAUUUUCAGUAUGUGUAAUUAUGUCACAACCAUUUAGCUUUUAAACAGGAUCAUAAACAGAUGAAAGCACUUCAUUGUCACAAUUAUGAAUUGCAAUAUGUUUGUGCAUCAUGGAUGUAGGCUUCCCUGCUGAUUUGCGUCCUCUAAACUGUGAAGCUCAGUGAUGUUUUCUUUGAUUUAACUAACACUGAGAGUUAUAGCUUUGUUUAGCAUGGUGGCCACUACAGUGGACAGCUAUUCAGUAAUCAUUUUCUUUUAUCUGCAUGGGUUUUAAUACAGUAGUGUUACUGUAUAUGAGCCCUUACUGUAGACACUGUUGCAUUAUGAAUGGGUUUCCACCCAGUUGCCAGCAAAUGUAAAUUCAGCUAAAGCUCCUUUAAACCAAAAAUAUUCAUUUUCAGUUGUGGUUGUAAGAAGGCCAGACAGGAAUAUCUUGGCAAAAUAUGAUGGCUUUAAAAUGACAUUUAAAAGGGCAUCGCAAUCAUAAAAGAUAGGUUAAUAUCAAAAUGUAAAACAGUAAAUAGUAUUUACUAUUAUUAUCAGCAAUGAGCAAUUGUGAUGUUCUAUCAAAGCAUCUACAAUAAAGUCUGAAAUGAUUACA
Messenger RNA from Carassius auratus (goldfish), 1830 nucleotides. RefSeq lists its product as uncharacterized. Lineage: Eukaryota; Metazoa; Chordata; Actinopteri; Cypriniformes; Cyprinidae. The record is from RefSeq and is a predicted model, not a curated record. The transcript is spliced from 5 exons. Bases 315 to 1247 code for a protein of 310 amino acids.